Messenger RNA from Mangifera indica (mango), 3119 nucleotides. Its product is annotated as receptor-like protein 6. The transcript has 2 exons. Bases 80 to 2893 code for a protein of 937 amino acids. The record is from RefSeq and is a predicted model, not a curated record. Gene Ontology annotation, molecular function: protein binding. Lineage: Eukaryota; Viridiplantae; Streptophyta; Magnoliopsida; Sapindales; Anacardiaceae.
ACAGAAAAGAAUUCAUGACAUCAUAGCAACAUAACGAUGACAAUAUUGACUCUUCACUUUUUUCUAUUUAAAGCCUUGUAUGUUCUUGUGGUUUCAUUAUUCAAGAAAAAUGGGUUGUCUAAUGUGGGCUUGUCAAAUUCUAUGCAUUCAAUUGUUAUUUUUGUGUUCUCAAAGUUCUGCAACACUCUGCUCUUAUGAGCAGAGUUAUGCAUUGCUCCAAUUUAAACUACACUUUUCCUUCAUCAAUACUUCUUACAAUCGUUGUGAUUACUUUCAACCCUCUUAUGCAAAAAUGAUGUCUUGGAAAGAGGAUAAGGAUUGCUGCUUAUGGGAUGGUGUCACAUGUGAUUCUUUAACAGGUCAUGUGAUUGAUCUCGACCUUAGUUGUGCUUGGCUUCAUGGAAGUUUUCCUUCAAACGGUAGUCUUUUCCUUCUUAAUCAUUUGCAAAGGCUAAACUUAGCUUUUAAUGAUUUCAAUCUUUCCCAUAUUUCUUUUGAUUUUAAUCGUUUGUCUAGUUUGACGUAUCUUAAUCUCUCGUACUCAAACUUUUCUGGUCAAAUUCCUUCUCAAAUCGCCCACUUGUCUAAAUUGACUGUGCUUGAUGUUUCUCAAAAUCACUUUGAUAAACCUUCAAUUGAAACAAAUACAUUAAAAGGGUUAGUUCAAAAUUUGACCGAAUUAGCAGAACUUCAUCUUGAUGGUGUCAACAUGUCUACCGUAGUACCAAGUUCCUUCAUGAAUUUAUCUUCUUCUUUAUCUUUUUUGAGUCUCUUUUCUUGUGAUUUGCAAGGAAACUUUCCAAAUAGCAUCUUCCACCUACCAAGUUUAAAAACCCUCGAUUUAUCAUAUAAUCAUGAUUUGAUAGUUGUUUUCCCAAAGGUUAACUGGAGUAGCCCCCUUAAGGUGUUGGAUGUGUCUUCCACAGCUUUUUCAGGAGAGUUUAAUCCUCUUGAAAAUCUCAAAUACUUGACAAAUUUUGGCGCCUCAAAUUGCAGUCUUGAUGGGUUAGUACCUAUGUCACUUGGAAACCUUCCAAAUUUAGUUUAUAUUUAUUUACAUCAUAACUUUUUCAAUGGGUCUCUGCCAUCUUGGUUAUUCACUCAAACUUCGUUACGACAAGUAUACUUGUCUUUUAACCAAUUAACAGGCACUAUAAAUGAAUUUCACAGUAAAUCAUUGGAAAGUCUCUAUUUACAUAGUAAUCGAUUGCACGGAUCAAUUCCAAGUUCAAUGUUUGAACUUGUUAAUUUAACUGGUCUCUCUCUUUCUUUGGACAAUUCUGGUGCCACUGAUCUUCACUUGUUUUCAAAGCUUAAAAAACUUAAAAAUCUUGCCCUUUCUCAUGUCAAUCUAUCUUCGAGCACCCCAUUCAAAAGCAACUCUUCCUUUUCGCAACUCACCAUGUUGAGAUUAUCUGCUUGUAACUUGAGUGAAUUCCCCGAUAUUUUAAGAAAAUCAGACCAAUUGAGUCAGCUAGACCUUUCUAAAAAUAGAAUCCAUGGCCGAAUUCCUAAGUGGAUGUGGAACAUUGGAAAGGAAAGUUUGUACCACUUAAAUCUUUCCUACAAUUUUCUUACAACCAUAGAACACCUUCCAUGGAAAAAACUUCGAUUUCUAGACCUUCAUUCCAACUUCCUUCAAGCACCAUUUCCAAUUGCACUAUCUGAGUUAAUGAUUCUUUCAUUGUCAAACAACAAUUUGACGGGAGAGAUCCCUCACUUGUGCAAUAUGAGUAGAUUACAAAUUGUAGAUCUUUCACAUAAUAACUUGAAUGGUACAAUUCCUGAAUGCAUGGUAAACUCCAGUAGUCUUCAAGUCUUGGAUGUACGAUACAAUAAACUGCAUGGCAACCUUCCUAAAGCAUUUGCACCAGGCAGUUAUUUGAGGACUCUUAACUUCGACGGUAAUGGACUUGAAGGGCGAGUCCCUAGAAGUUUGGUCAAUUGUGCAAGGCUUCAAGUUUUAAAUCUUGGAAAAAACAACAUAAAGGAUAGCUUCCCCUAUUGGUUAGGAGAUCUUCCCGAGUUGCAGGUUUUUGUUCUUCGUUUCAACAACUUCUAUGGUUCUUUUGAAUUUAAUGGUAGUCUCCCAAUGCUGAGAAUCUUAGAUCUCUCACACAACAAUUUUGAUGGCUAUUUGUCAGCAAGGUCUUUUGAGAAUCUAAAAUCUAUGAUGAAUCUUGAUGAAGAAAAAAAGAAAUUGAAUUAUAUGGGUGAUUCAUAUUAUCAAGAUUGUGUGGCGAUGGUAGUUAAAGGUUUUGAGAUCCGACUAGAGAAAAUUAUUACUACUUUUACUACCAUUGAUUUUUCAAACAAUCACUUUCAUGGAGAAAUUCCAAGCUCAAUUGGAAAACUUCAUUCACUUCGACUCCUCAAUCUUUCUCAAAAUGGUCUAAUUGGUCAUAUUCCUUCGUCAUUGGGAAACUUGACUGCACUUGAAGCCUUAGAUCUAUCUUCAAACAAGCUUGUUGGAGAGAUUCCACGACAAUUGGUAAGUCUGACAUUUCUUGCAAAGUUGAACUUAUCAAAAAAUCAACUUGUAGGACCUAUCCCUCGAGGGAACCAAUUCGACACCUUCCAAAAUGACUCAUACAUUGGAAACCCAGGAUUGUAUGGAUUUAUGUUGUCCAACAAAUGUAAUGUUGAUGAGGCAGCACAACCAAAAUCAUCAAUAUUCGAUGGUGAAAAGCUCAAUAAUUCAAAAUGGUGUGAAUGGAAGGUUGUUAUGAUGGGAUAUGGAUGCGGACUACCCCUCGGCUUAUUUAUAAGAUAUCAAGUGUUCUCAACAAGAAGACCGGAAUGGCUUCUAAGGAUUAUUAAUAGAGCUACUAAACGAUUUGAGAUGAGUAGAAGGCGUAAUAAGAAGACUAAGCAAAAGUUGGUCUCUUCAUAAGGUACUUGCUUCUGGGUGAUCAGGUAAGGUGUGAAGAUCAAUGUCAUAAAGGAUUGCCAAAUUUCAGGAUUCAUUGUUUGUAGUUUAAUAUAUAUAGCAUCUAAUAAUAACAAUGUUGUGCUUCAAACAACUUGAACAGAUUUCAAAUUUUUAUUGUACCAAUUUCAAUACGUGGUUAUGAUGUUUCAGGAUUUUAUUGUUAUAUGAAGCUUGAGAUGUGAAGAGA